Messenger RNA from Colius striatus (speckled mousebird), 1169 nucleotides. RefSeq names its product small nuclear ribonucleoprotein U11/U12 subunit 48 (gene SNRNP48). Gene Ontology annotation, cellular component: U12-type spliceosomal complex; nucleoplasm; cytosol. The transcript has 9 exons. Lineage: Eukaryota; Metazoa; Chordata; Aves; Coliiformes; Coliidae. The record is from RefSeq and is a predicted model, not a curated record. Bases 35 to 946 code for a protein of 303 amino acids.
GGCCCGAGCCGUGCGUCGCCCCGCCCGCAGCGCCAUGGCGGAUAACUGCUCCGUGUGGCUCGGGGACCUGGUGGAGCGGGUGCCAUGUCCCUACGACGUCCAUCACCGUGUGCCCCGGGCCUCGCUGGAGAGGCACACCGCGUCCUGCCGGCUCCGCAAGAUGGGCUACUCGGCCGAGGAGGAGGCUGAGAUGUACGACUCCCGCUUCUUCUACGAAAAACUGAAGGUUCCCAGCGUCGCAAUGGAUAAAGAGCUACAGUUUCACAUUGUUAAACAAGCUAGAGCUCAAAGUGCAAAAGAAGGUACAGGCUACAGUGAAGCCUCUUACUCAUUGCUGCCUGUAGAAGUUCCUCAGAAUCACAAGCGUUUCACCUGUGACCUGACUCAAGCUGACCGCCUGGCUCUUUACGAUUACGUUGUUGAGGAGACAAAGAAGCAGAAGUCUAGGUCCCAAAUAACAGAAAACGACAGUGAUCUCUUUGUGGAUUUGGCAGCAAAAAUCACCCAAGAUGAUAGUCAGAAAGGUCCAAAGUCUCAUCUUGAAAUCCUGGCUGAGAUGCGAGACUACAAAAGGCGGCGGCAGUCGUACAGGGCUAAGAAUGUCCAUAUAACAAAGAAGUCGUACACUGAGGUGAUUCGGGAUGUGAUUGGUGUGCAUAUGGAAGAACUCAGCAAUCACUGGCAGGAGGAGAAUAGGUUGGACAACGCAGAGAUAUGUGGAGGAGGGAAGUCAAAAUCUUCUGGAAGGAAGGAGGAGAGACGGUCGGCUUCGGCAGAGUCGCGGCAGUCGGGGGGAAGCUGCAGGGACAGCGAGCGCCCCAGGCACAGGAGAGACAGCAGCAGGAGCCCAAGCAAACGAAAAAGGAGCCGGGAAAGAGGCAGAGAGUCUCGGAGAAAGAGAGAGAGGGAUGAAGACAAGUAUCACAGUCAUAAAAGAAGAAAGUAGAAAAAAGAACCUGAUUAUUUUGUUUGUCAGCCAUUCAAAAAGUCACUGCUGCUGUGGAAGGGAUGGUAAUGUUGUGCACAUAAUAGUGGUGUUGCAUCACAGCUAUGCUUGGAGACAAAAAAGAAACAGGGUUAGGAUUUGGUGGGAGGGGUUUAGUAUAUAUCAGAAACUGUAAAUACCUACCAGUAAUGCUUCUAUUAAUAAAUUAUAUGGAUCUCUCUAA